GCUUGGGACCCGAAGUCUUAUUACGAUGUCCGCGCUCAUCAAGCUCUAGUGUGAUGUCAUUUCCAUGACAAGUGAACUGAACUGAACCUUCUGCAACUCCAAGAGUGCCUUUGAAGGAUUAAGAAUUUUUCCGAAACUUCGUCCAGCAAUUCCUGCUUCGUCCAGAUCUCAGUGCUUUACAGUGGGUAUUCCUGUGGCGGUUAUGCUCAGUUACAGCUAUGGGGUCCACAAAUCAAGCAUCUCCCACAGACCGCCCAUCAACGCCCACAGCCCUCUCAGAUCGAAAUGUUCCUGAAUCGACACAGCCUUCUUCCCCGAACUCCCCGAAAAGCCACGAGAUCUCCAAGGGAUGUACGACACCCAACAGCGCGUGGGACAGCCAGAGCCAACGGGUCCUUACCGAUCCCAAUAACCCGGAAAGUCCUGGCGGGAGCCGAACGUACCUACUGUCUCGUUAUCCUGCGAAGAGCCAAAGCAUUAUCGGUACUACGUCAGGGACUUCAACUCCGGGUGCUGACAGUAUAUCCCCUAAGAAGAGUCUUGGCGGUGAUGCCAUUGAGGGGAGACGUGCGGAGCCACCUUUCCAUGUCUUCUCGCACAAGAAAAAGAAGUUUCUGAUGUAUGUCGCUGCCAUUGCUGGCAUGUUCUCAUCUCUUUCAGCAAAUAUAUACUUCCCGGCCUUGGCACAGAUUUCUAAGGAAAUACACGUAUCCAUGUCGCUUCUCAGUCUUACUGUUACUGUAUAUAUGAUUGUCCAGGGUCUUGCGCCAUCGUUUUGGGGACCAUUAUCAGACGCGCGGGGGAGACGGGUUACAUUCAUUGGAACAUUCGUUGUAUAUCUUGCUGCAAACAUUGGUCUUGCUUUCAGUAACAGUCUCGGGUCACUGAUGGCUCUACGUGGUCUACAAGCAGCUGGUAGUGCUGCCACAAUCUCAAUUGGUCAAGGCCUAAUUUCAGAUAUCGCAACACCCAAGGAGCGAGGGUCUUUUACAGGCACUAAUCAAGGAAUCCGGGUAUUUGGUCAGGCGAUUGGCCCCGUCUUCGGUGGGCUUAUCACCCAAUAUCUGGGCUAUCACGCUAUCUUCUGGGUUCUCUUCGGAGCAGGAGCCUUCGCCCUCCUUGCUCUGGUUAUCAUUCUCCCCGAGACGCUUCGGUCAAUUGCAGGCAAUGGCAGCAUCCGCCUCAAGGGCAUCAACCGGCCCCUGUACUACAAAUUCACCCCUCCGCCCGAAGAGCUCGUCGAGCACGACCUUCCACCAAAACAAAAACUUUCUUUUUCAAUGGUAUUUACGCCGUUCAGGCUCCUGCUUGAAAAAGAUGUCUUCAGUAUUAUAUUCUUCGGCUCGGUAGUCUAUGCAGUUUGGAGCAUGGUUACCUCGAGCACCAGCGCGCUCUUCCAAACCCGCUUCCACCUGAACGAGCUAGAGCUCGGCCUCGUCUUCCUCCCCAACGGCACCGCCUCCAUGCUCGGUGCCUAUCUGACGGGCAAGCUCUCCAAGCACGACUGGGUGGUCAUGGAGCGCCGCUACCGUGCCGAGAAGAAGAUCCCCGACGACGUCGCCCUGAAAAAGAAAGAGCUGGUCGAUUUCCCCUUCGAGAAAACCCGCAUGCGCAACAUGUGGUGGAUGGUGCUCCUCUUCCUGAUCAGCACCGCGCUGUACGGCUUCUCGCUGCUCCUCGACAUCAUCGCCCUCCCGCUCAUCCUGCAGUUCAUCAUCUCCUACACUGCGAACUCAAUCUUCGCCCUCAACUCCACCCUCGUUGUCGACCUGUACCCAGGGAAAUCAGCCAGCGCCACGGCCGUCAAUAACCUGGUCCGCUGCCUGCUGGGCGCCUUGGGCGUCGCCGUUGUGCAGAUGAUUAUCGAUGGCGUGGGCGCGGGGCCGACCUUCGCCUUGUUCUCGGGCAUCACGUUGGCCGCGACGCCGCUACUGUUGCUGGAGUGGAGGAACGGGGGUAGAUGGGCGCAAGACAGACGGACCCGAAUCGCUACGCGGGAGAAGAAAGCAAGGGAGGAGAACGUCGAGGCGGUGACGGUGGUUCAGGACGUGGUAGCUGCUAAGGCUUAA
Amorphotheca resinae ATCC 22711 is the source of this 2069-nucleotide messenger RNA. RefSeq lists its product as hypothetical. Lineage: Eukaryota; Fungi; Ascomycota; Leotiomycetes; Helotiales; Amorphothecaceae. The transcript has 5 exons. The coding region runs from base 219 to 2069 and encodes 616 amino acids. Gene Ontology annotation, molecular function: transmembrane transporter activity. Gene Ontology annotation, biological process: transmembrane transport. The record is from RefSeq and is a predicted model, not a curated record.